This is a messenger RNA of Miniopterus natalensis, 3249 nucleotides long. RefSeq names its product aldehyde dehydrogenase 3 family member A2 (gene ALDH3A2). Gene Ontology annotation, biological process: aldehyde metabolic process. Gene Ontology annotation, cellular component: cytoplasm. NCBI's taxonomy places the organism in Eukaryota, Metazoa, Chordata, Mammalia, Chiroptera, Miniopteridae. Gene Ontology annotation, molecular function: aldehyde dehydrogenase (NAD+) activity; 3-chloroallyl aldehyde dehydrogenase activity. The record is from RefSeq and is a predicted model, not a curated record.
GACGCGUUCCGGUCGGGCCGGUCGCGACCCCUGCGGUCCCGGCUGCAGCAGCUCGAGGCCCUGCGCAGGAUGGUGCAGGAGCGCGAGAAGGACAUCCUGGCGGCCCUCGCGUCCGACCUGAGCAAGAGUGAAUUUAAUGCGUACAGUCAGGAAGUCAUUACCGUUCUUGGGGAAAUUGAUCUGGUGCUGGAGAAGCUGCCUGAAUGGGUUACUGCUACACCAGCCAAGAGGAACCUGCUCACCAUGUUGGACGAGGCUUAUGUCCAGCCAGAGCCCCUGGGAGUUGUACUGAUUAUAGGAGCUUGGAACUACCCCUUCGUUCUCACCAUUCAACCACUGAUAGGAGCCAUUGCUGCAGGAAAUGCUGUGAUUAUCAAGCCUUCUGAAAUAAGUCAAAAUACAGCCAACAUCUUGGCUAAGCUCCUCCCCCAGUAUUUAGACCAGGACCUGUAUGUUGUUGUUAAUGGUGGUGUUAAAGAAACCACAGAGCUCCUGAAGCAGCGAUUUGACCACAUUCUCUAUACUGGAAACACUGCAGUUGGAAAAAUUGUCAUGGAAGCUGCCGCCAAGCAUCUGACCCCUGUGACUCUUGAACUGGGAGGAAAGAGUCCGUGUUACAUUGACAGAGAUUGUGACCUGGAUGUUGCCUGCAGACGCAUAGCCUGGGGGAAGUACAUGAACUGUGGUCAGACCUGCAUUGCUCCAGACUACGUCCUCUGUGAACCGUCCCUCCAGAACCAAAUCGUGCAGAAGAUUAAGGAAACUCUGAAGGAAUUUUAUGGAGAAAAUAUAAAAGAAUCUCCUGAUUAUGAAAGGAUUAUCAACCUUCGUCAUUUUAAGAGGAUACUAAGUUUGCUUGAAGGACAGAAGAUCGCUUUUGGUGGGGAGACUGAUGAAGCCACCCGCUACAUAGCCCCAACAGUACUUACUGAUGUUGAUCCUGAAGCCAGGGUGAUGCAAGAAGAAAUUUUUGGACCAAUUCUUCCAAUAGUGCCUGUGAAGAAUGCGGAUGAAGCCAUAAAAUUCAUAAAUGACCGUGAAAAGCCCUUAGCUUUCUAUGUGUUUUCUCGUAACAGUAAGCUCGUCAAGCGGAUGAUUGAAGGCACGUCCAGCGGGGGUGUCACGGUCAACGAUGUGAUCAUGCACUUCACGCUCAGCUCCCUGCCCUUCGGAGGAGUGGGUUCCAGUGGGAUGGGAGCUUAUCACGGAAAACACAGUUUUGAUACUUUCUCUCAUCAACGUCCCUGUUUAUUGAAAAGUUUGAAGAGAGAAGGUGCUAACAAACUCAGAUAUCCUCCCAACAGCCAGUCAAAGGUGGAUUGGGCAAAAUUUUUCUUUUUGAAACGGUUCAGCAAAGGAAAACUCGGUCUCCUGUUCCUCGCCUUCCUGGGCAUCGUGGCUGCCGUGCUUGUCAAGGUUGGAUAUUACUGAAGAGUGGUCCUGUUCACCCUCCUAGCUGCCUCCACUGAAUUAGUCCUCUGUUCACUAGUUAAUGAAGCAACGAUUUUAACAUCCUACCAAAAACAAAGAAAAUAUGCAGCCCUGUAAUCAACCCUAAUGUCAUGGCCAAGCACCGUUCAUACAACUUGCCACUUUAGCCAGAUCCCAGCAUUCCCCAAGUAAGGACACUCAGAGGACCUAUUCUAGAUUGCACUGCCAGACCUCAGAGCUUUGUGCCGGGGAGAGAGGAUGCCUCGAGCUAAAUCUGCACUCCCUGGGAAAUGUAAAGGAGUCUCAGGGCCUGCUCAGUGACUUUCUCUCUUAGGUCAUGGGACAUGGGACGCCCCGCCCCAUCCCUGCUGUUGCCUCCAUCACUCUGGAAACUUUCAAGAGUUCAGUCCAGAGAGAUGAGAAUAGAUCUUCCCAGGCUCUAGAACUGUGGGUGUGGGCGUCAGGGGAGUCCUUGUCCCUCAUUUAUCCCUUGGGACUUGAGGACCUGACCUCCAGGAGUUGGCUCUCCUGUGAAACAUGCCAUUUAGCCAGUGGUUUUCCUCCUUUCUUGUACAUUCACUGUCCUGCCUUGUGUUUGGUUUGUGGCAGUCUCUUGUCCAUGCCCACAAAGGCUUAUUAUGACUUUAACACCUGAAGCAUCUUGUAAAGGCUAGGACUUCCUGGAAGACAGUUGCCAAUUUCAUUCAGGUGUCAUCUGCCACUCUUAUGAUGUAGGAGUUCUAGAAGUCUGCGUCUUAUAAAACCUGACUGGCAUUUUUAAAUGUAGUAGUAGAAGUACUGUACUUAUAGCAAACUUAACCUCUGUCUGGACCCUGAAAUUGCAAAUUAGUGGAUUUCCAAGGACAAAUCUUUAAGUUUUUUAUUUCUAUAGCACAAUGCAAGUAAAUUUCACUUUUUAAACUUCAACGAGACCCUUUUUGGAUUAAAUUCAGCCUACAGAACUUAACACGGGGAAACCAUUUCCUGUCCUGGACAAGAGGUCUUGGACAUUCAGUACCUGGGAGCUUGAGAGCCUCAGGAGGCUGGUGGGGGUCAUUUGAAGAAGUCUGCAGGACUCUAAGCCAUAGCAGUUGGCCGUGCUGACCAGGAUGGAGGACACAGAAGCAGCUCUCCAUGGCCACGACCUGAGAUACUUCGGCCUGUGGGAACGUGCCAAAGAGUCCAGCGGGACGCAGCCUCCAACUGGGCGGUGCUGUGGGACUGGCAGCGGGAGCUCCACCCUUCUCCCAUUUGGAAACAGACUCCGCCCACUCAGUGAGAGCGAAUUUACUUUCUAGAAUGUAUAAUCAGCUUUGUUGAAUGAGCUUAUUCCAUGAAGUAUGUUUUGUCUUCUUCACAGGAUGAGGCACAAGAAUUAAUCACUAUACUGGUUUAGGAAAAAGCUGCUUAAACUGUAUCAGAAUAAUCGAUCAUAAUUUCAACAUGACGUUUUCGUUUAGUAUAUUGUACAUUAUGAUUUCUAGUUAAACUAAAUUACUGGCUUGCCUACUAGUAUAUUCUGCUUCAAAAUAAAUACAUUAUAUUUGAUGAAAUUGGCAUGAUUUCAAUAUUGUUCUUAGUUUGAAACAGCAGAUGUGAUCUUUGGGAGGUAAUUCUUUGAUUGUAAGUUUUCUCCAACUAUAAAUACAUAUUUUGUCUUUAUCAGAGGUGGCAUUUGUCAACUUUCUUUAAGCCAUGCUUUCUCAUUUUAAAUUCUUAGCUAAGGAGAUUUUCUCAAGCUUUACUUUCUGUCCUUUGUGAGAUUGGCUCUUUUGUUUUUUAAAAUAUCCAUGUAGUAAAUAGUUUUUUCCAACUGCA